Messenger RNA from Mytilus trossulus (common blue mussel), 1047 nucleotides. RefSeq names its product secretory phospholipase A2 receptor-like. NCBI's taxonomy places the organism in Eukaryota, Metazoa, Mollusca, Bivalvia, Mytilida, Mytilidae. Bases 1 to 1047 code for a protein of 348 amino acids. The transcript has 5 exons. The record is from RefSeq and is a predicted model, not a curated record.
AUGUGUCCACCUGGGUGGUCUAAGUAUGGAACCUCUUGCUACAAAUAUACAGACCAGUAUUUGAUGUAUUGGGAACAUGAACAUAUAUGUAGAAGUCAGGGAGGCCACCUGGUGGCUAUUACAGAUGAACCAGAAUUGAAUUUUGUUAAGACUUUGCUCUAUGACAAGCCUGCUCCUGUUUAUUUGGGAACAUAUGAUUUCCACAUGGAUUAUUCGUCCAGGCUUUUUAUGAAUACAGAUGGAAAACGACAACCAUAUACGUUUUGGGUAACCAAUCCAAAUCCUUUACUUAACACUCCAGACUUGUGCUACACAGCCAUCACAUGUGACCCAGAUUGUGGAACGGCAGAGUUGCACACAUUUAAGGAUAAUAAUGUCAACUUCACAGGUUAUGGUGGAUUAUGCGAGAAUGCACAGGAACCAUUUUCAACCAGGAUUCAGGAUGGUAUAAAGUGUAGUGACGGAUGGGAGUACUUUGAUGGAAAUUGUUAUUUAUUUACCAACACCACAUCUUACACUGGCCCCAUGGCACACAUACACUGUUCUGGGUUCAGAGCCAUAGUCGUAGAGAUUGAUUCUGAAGAAGAACAAAGAUUUAUUUCCAAUUUACUUUAUAGUGGAUCUCCUUUGCCCAAAACGGCACACAUAGGACCUAAAUUUAGGACCCUUGCAGAUUCUGGUAUUGGAGAGUUUACACAUGGAGAUCUUCAGCCUUUGAAAUUUGAAAAGUGGGCAACUCCUCCAUUGAACAACUAUGCUUCCACUCAAUGUGCAGUAAUAGAUUGUAGUGACAGAAAAUGUCAAUGGAGAGACAUAAUUUGUUCUGGGACUUGGCCUGUUAUUUGUGAAAAACCUGCAAAAUCUAUGUGUUCACCAUCAUGGGAGGAGUUUGGCAAUAGAUGUAUAUCUAUCCAUGAUGUAACUACCACAGAGGAGUGUACUGCUGGUGGUUCUAAGCUCCUCACAUUUAACAAUGUGGCAGAAGUUGAUGAAUUUAGAACUACAUAUGAUUUGGGUGAGUUUAAAAGACAUCAAUUGAGUUUAUAA